AUGGUAAAUAACAUUCUCAUUUUCAAUUUUUCUUUUACCAAUUUUUAUUCUUUCUUUUUUUGUAUUUUCAUUUUCUAUUUUUUUUUACUUUUCCGUUUUAUUCAUUUUCUUUUUUAUUCUCAUUUUCAGUUUUUCUUUUCUUCUUAUUUUUCUGCUCUUUAUUAUUUCCUUCGUCUUUUCCUUCACAUUUUCAAUAUUUUUUUUUAUUUUCUAAUUUUUAUUCUUUUCUUACUCUUUUCCUUCACAUUUUCAAUUUUUCUUUUCUUCUUCUUAUUCUACUCUUUAUUAUUUCCUUUCCGUUUUCCUUCACAUUUUUAUUUUUUCUUUUCUUCUUCUUUUCCUAGUCUUUAUUAUUUCCUUUCCGUUUUCCUUCACAUUUUUCUUUUUUCUUUUCUUCUUCUUUUCCUAGUCUUUAUUAUUUCCUUUUCCUUUUCCUUCACAUUUUCAAUUUUUCUUUUCUUCUUCUUUUUCUACUCUUUAUUAUUUCCUUUCCCUUUUUCUUCAAAUUUUAAAUUUUUCUUUCUUCUUCUUUUUCUACACUUUAUUAUUUACCUUCCCUUUUCCUUCACAUUUUCAAUUGUUCUUUUCUACUUUUUCUACUCUUUAUUAUUUCCUUUCCAUUUUUCUUCACAUUUUCAUUUUUCUUUCCUUCUUCUUUUUCUACUCUUUAUUAUUUCCUUUUCCUUCACAUUUUCAAUUUUUCUUCUUUUUCUACUCUUUAUUAUUUCCUUUCCCUUUUCCUUCACGUUUUCAAUUUUUCUUUUCUUCUUCUUUUUCUACUCUUUAUUAUUUCCUUUCUAUUUUCUUUCACAUUUUCAUUUUUUCUUUUCUUCUUCUUUUUCUAGUCUUUAUUAUUUCCUUUCCCUUUUCCUUCACGUUUUCAAUUUUUCUUUUCUUCUUCUUUUUCUACUCUUUAUUAUUUCCUUUCUAUUUUCUUUCACAUUUUCAUUUUUUCUUUUCUUCUUCUUUUUCUAUUUUUCUUUUCUUCUUUUUCUACUCUUUAUUAUUUCCUUUCCAUUUUCUUUCACAUUUUCAUUUUUUCUUUCCUUCUUCUUUUUCUACUCUUUAUUAUUUACAUUCAAUUUCCUUCACAUUUUCAUUUUUUCUUUCCAUCUUCUUUUUCUACUCUUUAUUAUUUCCUUUCCAUUUUCCUUCACGUUUUCAAUUUUUCUUUUCUUCUUUUUCUACUCUUUAUUAUUUCCUUUCCAUUUUCUUUCACAUUUUCACUUUUUCUUUCCUUCUUCUUUUUCUACUCUUUAUUAUUUCCUUUCCAUUUUCCUUCACGUUUUCAAUUUUUCUUUUCUUCUUCUUUUUCUACUCUUUAUUAUUUCCUUUCCAUUUUCUUUCACAUUUUCAUUUUUUCUUUCCUUCUUCUUUUUCUACUCUUUAUUAUUUACAUUCAAUUUCCUUCACAUUUUCAUUUUUUCUUUCCAUCUUCUUUUUCUACUCUUUAUUAUUUCCUUUCCAUUUUUCCUUCACGUUUUUUCAAUUUUUUCUUUUCUUUUUUUCUACUCUUUAUUAUUUCCUUUCCAUUUUCUUUCACAUUUUCAUUUUUUCUUUCCUUCUUCUUUUUCUACUCUUUAUUAUUUACCUUCCCUUUUCCAUCACAUUUUCAAUUUUUCCUUUCUUCUUCUUUUUCUAGUCUUUAUUAUUUCCUUUCCCUUUUCCUUCACGUUUUCAAUAUUUUCUUCUUCAUUUUCUAGUUUUUAUUCUUUCCUUUCUCUUUUCUUUCACAUUUUCAAUUUUCUGUUUUUUUCUUUUUCUAGUCGUCAUUAUUUCCUUCACAUAUUCAAUUUUUUCCUUCCUUCUUUUUCUAUCAUCUUCUUAAUUCUUUCUUAUUCUCAAUUUCUGUUUUUCUUUUCUUUUUCUUUUUCUAGUUUUUAUUCUUUCCUUCCUCUUUUCCUUCCCAUUUUCAUUCUUUUCUUCUUCAUUUUCUAUUUUUUUUCUUUCCUUCUUCUUUUCCUUCAUAUUUUCAUUUUUUUUCUUUUCUUUUUCUUUUUCUAUUUUUUUUUUCCUUCCUCAUUUCUUUCACGCUUUCCAUCUUUUCUUCCUUUUCUAGUUUUUAUUCUUUCCUUCUUCUUUUCCUUCAUAUUUUCAUUUUUUUUCUUUUCUUUUUCUUUUUCUAGUCUUUAUUCUUUCCUUCCUCUUUUCCUUCACAUUUUCAUUCUUUUCUUCUUCAUUUUCUAUUUUUAUUCUUUCCUUCUUCUUUUCCUUCAUAUUUUCAUUUUUUCUUUUCUUCUUCUUUUUCUACUCUUUAUUAUUUCCUUUUCCUUUUCCUUCACAUUUUCAAUUUUUCUUUUCUUCUUCUUUUUCUACUCUUUAUUAUUUCCUUUCCAUUUUCCUUCACGUUUUCAAUUUUUCUUUUCUUCUUUUUCUACUCUUUAUUAUUUACAUUCAAUUUCCUUCACAUUUUCAUUUUUUCUUUCCAUCUUCUUUUUCUACUCUUUAUUAUUUCCUUUCCAUUUUCUUUCACAUUUUCUUUAUUCUUUCCUUCCUCUUUUCUUUCACAUUUUCAUUUUUUUCUUACUUCAUUUUCUAUUUUUAUACUUUCCUUCAUCUUUUCCUUCAUAUUUUCAAUUUUUCUUUUCUUCUUCUCUUUCUAUUUUUUAUCUUUUCUUCUCUCUUUUUCCACUAUUUUUCAAUUCCUCCUUCUUCUGUCCUUCAUCUUUUUUACUGCUACAGGAUUUAGUCUUUCUUUUCUUUUUUAUAGUCAUUUCUUUUUUCUUCGCCUCCCUCCUUUUUUCGUAUUUUAUUCAUCUUUACCAUGUUUUUUCUCUUAAUUCUUCUUCCAUUUUUUCAAAGGCCUUAAUAAACAAAGUGUCCCACCACAGGACAGCUCGGUUUCCAAACCCGACUUACUGCAACAGGGAUGUACACUUUCUUCCUCUCUUUGGUUUUCUUCUUUCUUUCCUUCUUCUUCUUUACACAAUUCAGCUUAUAACAGAGGUAUACACUUUCUUCUCUGGUUUUCCCUUUUCUUUCUUUACACAAUUCGACUUCGUCUGCUUUUCCUUUCUGUCUCUGUGUCUCUCUCUCUCUCUCUCUCUUUCUCACUCUUUCUCUCUCUGUGGCUGUUUCUAUCUAUCUAUCUAUCUAUCUAUCUAUCUCUCAGUGUGUUUAUGUGUCGCUCUCUGUGGGAUUCAUUUUGUCCUUUAA
Messenger RNA from Acanthosepion pharaonis, 3156 nucleotides. Lineage: Eukaryota; Metazoa; Mollusca; Cephalopoda; Sepiida; Sepiidae. The record is from the annotation of a GenBank genome assembly.